GCUGAGAUGCGAGUAGAGGGAAGGCCAAUAAAGAACUAGGCGGCAAGAGUUUCUCCGAGUCCAGAGACUCGAGCGCUUGAGGCGCAUUUUGGGAAGAGCGGCCGAACGCUCCAGGAGGCUUCUGGUGGCUACGGAGGGUUUUCCUGUCACAGGAAGUUAGGCCUGGCUGCUGGGAAAGAGAAGGAAGGAGGAAUGAGAAAGCGGUGACAGCACCCCGCCCCGCAGGUGACUGUCCCACCCAGUGAGUUGAAUGUAGCGGUCCUGGAAGUGCUCGGCCGCCCGCACGGGUGAGACGAGGAGGAGCGAGAACCAGAUUCCCGCGAGGGAAAACAGAGCAAUGGGAAAUCCAGAAAACAUAGAAGAUGCAUAUGUUGCUGUUAUUCGUCCAAAGAAUACUGCCAGUCUCAAUUCUCGGGAAUACAGAGCUAAGUCCUAUGAAAUUUUGUUGCAUGAAGUUCCCAUUGAAGGACAGAAAAAAAAGAGAAAGAAAGUUUUAUUGGAAACUAAACUUCAAGGCAACAGUGAAGUAACACAAGGCAUAUUGGAUUAUGUAGUAGAAACUACCAAACCAAUUUCUCCUGCAAACCAGGGUAUCAGAGGAAAACGAGUGGUCCUAAUGAAGAAAUUUCCUCUGGAUGGAGAGAAGAUUGGCAGAGAAGCGGCAUUAUUUAUUGUUCCAUCAGUUGUCAAAGAUAAUACUAAAUAUACAUAUACUCCAGGAUGCCCAAUUUUUUACUGCUUACAAGAUAUUAUGCGAGUCUGUAGUGAAUCCAGCAGUCAUUUUGCUACACUUACAGCAAGGAUGUUAAUAGCCUUGGAUAAGUGGUUAGAUGAACGCCAUGCACAAUCUCACUUUAUUCCAGCUUUAUUCCGGCCUUCUCCUCUUGAGCGGAUAAAAACUAAUGUCAUAAACCCUGCAUAUGCUACUGAAUCAGGUCAAAUGGAAAACUCAUUACAUAUGGGCUACAGUGCGCUAGAAAUAAAGAGUAAAAUGUUAGCCCUAGAGAAAGCAGAUACCUGUAUUUACAACCCUUUGUUUGGAUCAGAUCUUCAAUAUACGAACCGGGUAGAUAAAGUGGUAAUAAAUCCAUACUUUGGUCUAGGAGCUCCAGACUACUCAAAAAUCCAAAUUCCCAAACAAGAAAAAUGGCAGAGAAGCAUGAGCAGUGUCACAGAAGACAAGGAACGACAGUGGGUAGAUGACUUUCCUCUCCAUCGAAGUGCCUGCGAAGGAGAUUCAGAAUUACUAAACCGUCUUCUCAAUGAAAGAUUUUCAGUCAACCAAUUAGAUAGUGACCACUGGGCGCCCAUUCAUUAUGCAUGCUGGUAUGGAAAAGUUGAGGCCACUCGCAUAUUGUUAGAGAAAGGAAAGUGCAAUCCAAACCUUUUAAAUGGACAGCUUAGUUCUCCUCUUCAUUUUGCUGCUGGAGGAGGACAUGCUGAAAUAGUACAGAUUCUCCUAAACCAUCCAGAAAUUGACAGACACAUAACGGACCAACAAGGAAGAUCCCCCUUAAAUAUUUGUGAAGAAAACAAACAAAAUAACUGGGAAGAAGCUGCAAAACUGUUGAAGGAAGCCAUUAACAAACCAUAUGAAAAAGUUCGGAUAUAUAGAAUGGAUGGAUCAUACCGUUCUGUUGAACUGAAGCAUGGAAAUAAUACCACAGUGCAGCAGAUAAUGGAAGGAAUGCGUCUCUCUCAAGAAACACAGCAAUAUUUCACUAUUUGGAUCUGUUCAGAAAACCUCAGUAAGAAAAUUGAAGACCCACUAGCUAUUCUUAUCCUCUUUGAUGAAGCCAGAUAUAAUUUAUUAAAGGGCUUUUAUACAGCUCCUGACACUAAACUGAUAACAUUGGCAAGUCUACUGUUGCAAAUAGUUUAUGGAAAUUAUGAGAGUAAGAAACAUAAGCAAGGUUUCCUAAAUGAAGAAAACCUAAAAUCCAUUGUACCUAUUACCAAAUUGAAAAGUAAGGCACCUCACUGGACAAACCGAAUACUUCAUGAAUAUAAGAAUCUUAGUACAAGUGAGGGUGUCAGUAAAGAAAUGCAUCACCUUCAGCGCAUGUUCUUACAGAAUUGUUGGGAAAUUCCUACAUAUGGAGCAGCUUUUUUCACAGGACAGAUAUUUACAAAGGCAAGCCCCAGCAAUCAUAAAGUCAUCCCUGUGUAUGUAGGAGUGAAUAUAAAAGGACUUCAUCUUCUCAACAUGGAAACUAAGGCCUUACUUAUCAGUCUUAAGUAUGGUUGUUUUAUGUGGCAGUUGGGAGAUGCUGAUGCAUGUUUUCAGAUCCAUAGUAUGGAAAAUAAAAUGAGCUUUAUAGUACACACAAAACAGGCUGGCCUUGUGGUAAAACUAUUAAUGAAGCUAAAUGGACAGUUAAUGCCCACCGAAAGAAAUUCAUGA
This is a messenger RNA of Puma concolor (puma), 2404 nucleotides long. NCBI's taxonomy places the organism in Eukaryota, Metazoa, Chordata, Mammalia, Carnivora, Felidae. The record is from RefSeq and is a predicted model, not a curated record.